Messenger RNA from Aquila chrysaetos chrysaetos, 936 nucleotides. RefSeq names its product olfactory receptor 14A16-like. Gene Ontology annotation, molecular function: olfactory receptor activity; G protein-coupled receptor activity. The transcript has a single exon. The record is from RefSeq and is a predicted model, not a curated record. Lineage: Eukaryota; Metazoa; Chordata; Aves; Accipitriformes; Accipitridae. Gene Ontology annotation, biological process: G protein-coupled receptor signaling pathway. Gene Ontology annotation, cellular component: membrane. The coding region runs from base 1 to 936 and encodes 311 amino acids.
AUGUCCAACAGCAGCUCCAUCACCCAGUUCCUCCUCCUGGAGUUUGCAAAUACACGGGAGCUGCAGCUCUUGCAAUUCUGGCUUUUCCUGAGCAUCUACCUGGCUGCCCUCCUGGGAAACAGCUUCAUCGUUACCGCUGUAGCCUGUGACCACCACCUCCAUGCACCCAUGAACUUCUUCCUCCUCAGCCUCGCCCUCCUCGACCUGGGUGCCAUCUCCACCACUGUUCGCAAAUCCAUUGCCAAUUUCCUCUGGGACACUAGAGCUAUUUCCUACUUGGGAUGUGCUGCACAGAUCAUUUUCUUUCUCCUUUUCUUGUCAGUAGAGUCCUCCCUUCUCACCAUCAUGGCCUAUGACCGCUACGUUGCCAUCUGCAAACCCCUGCACUACGGGACCCUCCUGGGCAGCAGAGCUUGUCUCCACAUGGCAGCAGCUGCCUGGGGCAGUGGGUUUCUCCAUGCUGUACUGCACACUGCCAGUACAUUUUCACUACCCCUCUGCCAAGGCAAUGCUGUGGACCAGUUGUUCUGUGAAGUCCCCCAGAUCCUCAGCAUCUCCUGCUCAGAUGCCUACCUCAGGGAAAUUGGGCUUCUUGUAGUUAGUGCUUGUUUAGCAUUUGGGUGUUUUGUUCUCAUUGUGCUGUCCUAUGGGCAAAUCUUCAGGGCCGUGCUGAGGAUCCCCUCCAAGCAGGGACAGCACAAAGUCUUUUCCACGUGCCUCCCUCACCUGGCUGUGGUCUCCCUGUUUGUCAGCACUGCCAUGGUGGCCUACCUGAAGCCCCCCUCCACCUCUGCCCCAGCUCUAAAUCUCAUACUGUCAGUUCUGUACUCAGUGGUGCCUCCAGCUGUGAACCCCCUCAUCUACAGCAUGAGGAACAAGGAGAUCCAGGAUGCUCUCAAGAAAAUGAUUCUACCAAUGAUAUUUCAGCAGCAAUGA